GUCACAAACUCGUAGAACUCCAAGUCUUUCAAGUCUUAACUCUCAAGAUUCUAGUAUUGAGAUAUCAAAGCUUACUGACAAGGUACAGGCAGAAUACAGAGAUGCAUAUAGAGAGUAUAUUGCUCAAAUGUCACAGUUAGAAGGAGGCGCCAAUUCUACUACAGUAAGUGGUAGGUCCUCCCCUCAUAGCUCAAGUGCUUUCUAUAUGGGGCAGAGUACAUCAGGGGGUUCCUUGCAUUCCAGUGCAGAACAGGAAAAAGGAAAAGAUGGUGAACAGAAACAAGAUGAUGGAAGAAAGUCCUUCUUGCUGAAGAGGAACGAUGUUGUCGAUUACAGUACUUCAGGUGUUUCUACUAAUGAUGCAUCUCCUUUGGAUCCUAUUACGGAAGAAGAUGAAAAAUCUGAUCAGUCUGGUUCCAAGCUUCUGCCAGGAAAGAAGUCUUCGGAAAGAACAAGUAUUUUCCAGGCUGCAGAUUUAAAGCUUAAGGGAGUUACCCUGCGGUAUCAGAAACUUCCAAGUGAUGAAGAUGAGUCAGGAACUGAAGAAUCGGAUAAUACACCACUUCUUAAGGAAGGUAAAGAUAAGAAAGCAGAUGGCAAAAUAGAGAAGCAGCCUAAAUCUCCAGAACAUGGAUCUGAAACCAUUAGAACCUUCAUCAAAGCAAAGGAGUAUUUGACAGAUGCCCUUUUGGAUAAAAAAGAUUCAUCUGACUCUGGUGUAAGAUCCAACGAAAGUUCUCCCAAUCAUUCCCUCCAUAAUGAAGGAGCAGAUGAUUCACAGCUUGAAAAGGCGAAUCUCAUUGAACUUGAAGAUGACAGUCACAGUGGAAAGAGAGGAAUUCCACACAGCCUUAGUGGCCUUCAAGAUCCAGCUGUGGUUCGCAUGUCUAUUUGCUCAGAAGAUAAGAAAAGCCCUUCUGAAAGCAGCUUGAUAGCAAGUAGCCCAGAAGAGAACUGGCCAGCUUGCCAGAAAGUCUAUAAUUUAAAUAGAACCCCUAGUACAGUAACCCUAAAUAAUAACAGCGCUCCAAACAAUCGAGCUAAUCAAAAUUUUGAAGAAAUACAAAGUAUCAGAGAUUCCCCUCAAAUUAUCCUGCACCCUGGCUCAGGUUCCAAUUCAACUGCAGUUCAGAAUGAGAACCUGAAGAGCGUUGCUCACAAGCGGAGCCAGCGUUCAAGUUAUACCAGGCUUUCAAAAGAUUCAUCAGAGCUCCACACUGUUACGGCCUCAGAAGGGGCUGGUUUUGGAGAAGAAAGAGAGAGUAUCCUGUAAAAAGCAACCAGGUUAAAACAGAGUGUGCCCAUGAAUUGUAGCUUGCUUGGAAUUCUUUGUCAGUGCGUGGUUACGUUAAGCUCUGUAGUUCAAGCUUUCAAUAUUGUAAUAGAAGGUCUAGAUUAUUUUCAGUCACUUUCUUGGAGAGAAGCAGUAAUUUUUUCAAGAAGCAAAUUACUUCAGACCUUCCCCACAUAUAAAAGCAGUACUUGUCAGCAUGGAAAACCAGUUCUUUGUUAAGACACUGUGCAAAGGUUUGGUCAGGGGCAGAUGUUACAGAAGUCAGUAUGAUUUAAUUAUUAAAAUUGUGAUGUGAUUUUAUUUUUCUGUUGGGAUAUGUAUUACUUAUCCCUUCUAAACAUUCCAGUUAAGUCUGCAUACUUGCAAGUAAAGUUAAGACUGUGCAUCUUUGCCAUUUGAUGUAAGAGAUGCCAGAAGAUUAGAUAUCACAACCUGUGACACCCUUAUCAAACUUUGCGUUAACUAGUGGAUUAAUGUGUGCAACAUAUAUUACAUAUGUUGAAAUUUGAGUGUUAAGAUACCUGUUUGGCUAUACGUAUGCUUUUACUCUCUGUAUGUUCAGUAAUUGCUGUUGACUUUGUGAACUUUGGGUAGAGUGGUGAUAAGGUUUGUAAGGAACAUUGUCUUGAUGUGUCAUUAGGAUUGGCAGUUAUUUAUAAGGUAAUACCUUAUAAUUGAUUUAGUGAAUCCAUUAUUUAUUAUAGGUACAUAAUGUUACAGUCACUGGUCUAAAUAGAUAUGACCACCUGAGCAAUGUUUAAAUAUUGUAAGGAUAAAGUGUGAAUGUGAUGUCUGAACUUACAGAGUAUCUGUUGCUGUGCGUGAUCUUUCCUUGGUACAGUGUUUAUAAUUUGAUUAUGGAAAGAAAAAUAAGCAGUGUUUGCUGUUUUAAAAAUAAUGCAUACUUUUUGGAAUCUUGUCAGAGCUGUACGCCAGCUUCUUUAUUUCUAAAGUACAGUGUUUGAAGAUUUUUAUGUCAUCUAAGUAACAUACCUGAAUGUUAUUGUAGCAAAUACUUGUACUGUCCAGUGAAAUCUGCAUGUUUUUGAGGAAGAAUUGUUCAAACUAGACUCUGGUAGUACAAGGAGAAUAAAAAAUAAAUUGACAUGUUGG
This is a messenger RNA of Cariama cristata (Red-legged seriema), 2407 nucleotides long. Its product is annotated as kinase D-interacting substrate of 220 kDa-like. Bases 128 to 1273 code for a protein of 381 amino acids. NCBI's taxonomy places the organism in Eukaryota, Metazoa, Chordata, Aves, Cariamiformes, Cariamidae. The record is from RefSeq and is a predicted model, not a curated record. The transcript has a single exon.